Molecule: messenger RNA, 1088 nt
Organism: Cantharellus anzutake
Lineage: Eukaryota; Fungi; Basidiomycota; Agaricomycetes; Cantharellales; Hydnaceae
Exons: 2
Coding region: 327-971 (214 amino acids)
Source: RefSeq, a predicted model, not a curated record
CGGCACAUGUGACUUCAAUACAAAAGAUGACUACUCAUGCAUCAUGUAAAGGUGACUGUGACUUUUAAUAUAAACCCAACUUGAAAUUGCGUGUACGCAGUGCGCGUCCACGGAGCGACGACGACUGGGUACGAGUCUGGUAUUGUAGCGGAGUUGGCUGAAUUUAAUUGGAGCGAAUAUUGUUGUGGGACCUCGCUUGUGACCAAUCUCGUACUAGGAUAUGGUUGCGCUCAGUUGUUUUCGAAAUUUGACUCCGACCAUGCCUGGCUAUCAGACGAUAUGGGAAAGAGGUCACUCGUUUCGAUCUUGCUGUUUUUUGCUAUGCGAUGAAGUUUGCGCGCUAUCUCGAGGACACCCAGGUGCGUUGGAAAACUGCACAGAGUCAGUAUCGUCGUAUUGACAACUUGCUUCCCCCUGCCAAGACUCCGGAAUGGAAACGGGCCUAUAUGUGGGCGCUUUUGGCUAACAGAUUGGUUGUGGGAAAUCGACUACUAAUAUGGCUUCUCAGCGACUAUCGCAAACUUAAGAGAUGUGUUCGCGAAAUUUCCGGUGUCCAGCUGGAGCGCUCAAGGUCUGGCCCAUCUUCACGAACCUCGGUAAGAUCAGGAGCGACGGCUCCAGGGGUAGGACCAGACGGCGUAGUGGUAUCUAGUGCGCGAACGCCAAGGGGUUCUCCGUUGACUUUCCGCGGCGCCAAUCCACUGCCUCCCGCCUCUGAACACUCCUUCACCCCGUCUAGAGCAGGCAGAGAAGCGGAUCGGUUGAGCGACAACAGACUCCCCUUCCCAACGUAUGGCUCGCACAGGCAUUCCCCACCUUUGACGAGAAUGUCUUCUGCGCGGGAACCAGAGCCUACGUCUCCUAUGACGGAGCUACCACCGGCUUUGCAGGACCCUGCAGAUGGGAGAGUACCCACUUCAUCUGGCAGGACUGGCAGACAGACCCACGUAACACGUCUAGGUGCCGUCUGAGUCUGAGUGCACAAAUAAGUACCUACUUUCGGGUAUCCCCUGCAAACGCUCGUCAUCGAGCCUCUACCACUACUGGCACAUCCGUACAGAGGACUUGCAGCUUAAACGAAAUAUAUC